This is a messenger RNA of Mytilus trossulus (common blue mussel), 781 nucleotides long. RefSeq lists its product as uncharacterized. The transcript has 4 exons. Bases 1 to 642 code for a protein of 213 amino acids. NCBI's taxonomy places the organism in Eukaryota, Metazoa, Mollusca, Bivalvia, Mytilida, Mytilidae. The record is from RefSeq and is a predicted model, not a curated record.
AUGGCGAACAAAAUCGUAUGUGUCCUGGGAGUUAAUUUUUGUGUUUUACUUACAGAAACAAGGAAAUUAUCGUCUUACUGUAAAUACACAAUCAGUCACUAUGGUUAUAGAAAUGAAAGGUUCUGCUAUCUUGGUUGCUGCAGCCAUAUUAAUGUGUACAAUCCAUGCUGUUCAUCCCCAGAGACUGACUACACAACUAACCUUUACAACGAUUAUCAAAGCAACGCAAUAUCUAUAGAAGCGAUUGCUGGAAUAGGGAUAGGCUGUUUAGUAGGCUUGUUGAUAUUUAUAACUGUAACUGUCUGUGUUUGUAAGGCAAACCGUAAAACUGCAUAUGGAGAACAAGUAACAACAACAAAUCGUAGAACAACAGUGUCUUACACCAGUACGUCAAAUAGUACACAUAUACAGCCACAUGCACAACUUAACGAUAGUCAAGUAAAUAGAACAGCCACUUGUGAACCAUCAGCCCUAGAAAAUGGAAACGAAAAUAGUUCGACCCUGCCCCCGUCAUAUGCAAGUGUUAUAAAUAAUCCGGCGUUAUAUCAGCUAACAGGAAAUAUACAGACAUUAUGUGUUACGCAAUGUGAACAUACAAUGACAACACUCCUCAAAUUUGACACGAACUUCAGAAACCAGUGAACAUAAUAACAAUCCAUUGUAUGUCAAUAUUACGACAUCGACAUCAACUGUUUGACAUUCAGACUGAUGAUAUAAUUAUAUAUCUAUUACAGUAUAACUUGUCUUAUCUGACAUCGAGCAUUCAAACAUCCCGCUUUAA